Oncorhynchus tshawytscha (Chinook salmon) is the source of this 2678-nucleotide messenger RNA. Its product is annotated as neural cell adhesion molecule 1-like. The transcript is spliced from 16 exons. Gene Ontology annotation, cellular component: membrane. The record is from RefSeq and is a predicted model, not a curated record. NCBI's taxonomy places the organism in Eukaryota, Metazoa, Chordata, Actinopteri, Salmoniformes, Salmonidae. Gene Ontology annotation, molecular function: protein binding. Gene Ontology annotation, biological process: cell adhesion. Bases 102 to 2159 code for a protein of 685 amino acids.
AUGUUUCCACCACUGUUGUAUUUCGCGCGCAAUUGCAUGCAGCAGGUGUCAAGGACUACAUCGAUCCAUUCAUUGAGGAUAGUGACAACGUUGAGGUAGAAAUGGCUGAGUCGAUGCUCAUCUUGAGAAUGUGUUCCAUAAUAUUGGUCCUUGGUUUUUCAGAGGCCAAAAUGGAAAUCAUCACCAGCAAACCAGAUGUGUUGCUGGGUGAGAAUGCCAUGCUCCUCUGCAAAGCUGGUGGGGAAGGAGACAUCACCUGGCAGAAAGAUGGAGAGGAUGCUGAAGAUGACCAGGUUGAGAAAGUGGAUGAAACAUCGUCAAAACUGUUCAUCAGGAAUGCCAAGAUAGAGGAUGCAGGACGGUACACAUGCCUCUGUGAAUUUGACACAGGCCACAGAGAUUAUGUAUCUUAUGCCAUCUUUGUCUACGAGCCGCCAUCCUUUGGGCAAACACCGACCAACCAUGAGUUCCUGGAGGGUCAAGAUGUGGUCAUCACCUGCGUGGUCACUGGCAAGCCGGCGGUGGAAGUCAACUGGGAGAGGGACCAUCAGAAACUGCACUCUGACGCAGGUCGGAUCACAAGAUUGAAAGACAACUCCCUACAGAUCAACAACAUCAGCAGGAAGGAUCGCGGAUCAUAUACCUGUGAGGCUAAAAUCAAGGACCGGCCCAUUUUCAAAAAGCACGUCAUCUCCAUCUUCGUCAACGUUCCUCCCACAGUGAAGAUCCAUGAGGAGGUGAAGAAAGUCAUGGCCGGACCAGAGACCAAUGUCUCCCUCAGCUGCCUAGUCGAGGGAGUCCCCCAACCGAACAUCAUCUGGACAAUCCCAGACUCUUCAGAUGAGUCCCGCUACAAGUACAACUCGGACAAGAGCGAGCUCAUUAUCUCGUCCGUUGUCAGGAGCGACUACGGAGAGUACAUCUGCACGGCCAAGAAUAAGAUCGCAGAGAGCAGUGCCAUGAUCAUGCUGGAUGUCUCAGAGCAUCCUGUAGCAGUGCUGAGCCAGGAGAAGAUGAAGGUGGAGCCAGGCCAGACUCUCUCGGUGUCCUGUAACGUCUCAGGACACCCUAUGCCCGCGCUGCAGUGGGUCAGGAAGACCAACAAUGACCACCUGCUAACAGUGAGUUCCUGUCUGGUUGUGUUUGUGUGGAUACAGGACACUGGUGGAGGUCGAGUGAGAAUGGAGGAUGGCUAUGUCCUGGUCGUUGACAAUGUGACGUCCUCAGAUGGAGGGCUGUACAGCUGUAUGGCUAUCAGUCCUGCUGGCAACGCCUCCACAGACUUCAGCCUGCAGACUUGGCCAGGCAAAGCAUCCCAGGUAAGUGGCACCCCAGGGCCCACAUCGGUCCACUUCACCCUGGGGGCUUCCCUGGUGGACGGGGGCUCUCCCAUCACCCACUUCACCCUCCAGUGGAAGACAGGACGUGAGAACAAUUGGCAGGAGAGAGUCAUCCAGUCCACAGACCCCCUGGUUAUCACAGAUCUGAUUCCCUACACCUCCUACUCUGUCCGGUUUGCCCCUCGGAACCACCUGGGUCAGGGUGGCUUCUCAGACGAGCUCACAGUCCGCACACAGGGCAUACGAGGUGAAGUACUGACACGUGUUGUGAAACUGAAAAGGGAACCAGACAGCCCGAUCCUGGUGGCCAGCGAGGGGAGGUUUGAGGGCAAUAUGUUCUCAAUCCCUUUAACACAGUUGGACUGCGGAGGCUCCCCCAUUAUCCACUACAUUGUCCGUUACAGAGUGAAUAAGAUGGAUGAGGACUGGAGGGUGAAGGACCUGCCAUCCAACUCGACAGUGAUCAACCUCCAUGACCUGCAGUGUAAAUCAGACUACCACAUGGAGGUGCUAGCCGUCAACUCCUACGGCUCCUCCAGCCCAGCCAAGCUGAACUUCAAUGUCCCACAACCUGUAGCCAAGAUGAAUAAGGGUGGGAUGGCGAAAGGGGCUGUGGCAAGCAUUGUCAUGCUCAUCUUUUUGGUGCUACUGAUUGCUGUGGACGCCACCUGUUGCUAUACCAACCGCUGCGGCAUGCUGAUGUUCCUGGCUGUCAAGCUGUUUGGGCAGAAGGUCCCUGGGAUGAAGACUGUGGAGGAGGGUGACGGCACCUGUAAUGGGAAAACGUCCCCCAUUGGAGAUCCUGCCACAGAGGUCUGAGUUACUGAACAGGAAGUGACAUCCUAGUAUCUGAAGAAUGGAACUAGUAAAUGCCAAAGUAGAAAGGAGGAAGUAUUGUGAGUUGGGGGUCUUAGUUAAACAUUUUUGGAGAGUUCCCAGGACAGUCCAAGUUGAGAAAGGAUAAGGAUUCGGAAAGUUAUCUGAAUUGUAAAGUCUAACAUCAACAGAUGGUUGUAAUUUCAUCCAGCCCUGUGUGUUAAGUGUUUCAGUACCUUCUUGUUAUAUUUCAGUACAUUAAGGCGGCUGUAAUUUGUCAGGGAGACCUUCGUAGUUCAUUAAUUUAAUCAUAACUCAUUAUUUAUUGAAGUUUAUAUUCACUUUAAUCUGCAAACAAUCUGUAAGUGACAUAUCAUUAUUUGAUAAGGACAGUUUAUCCUAACAUAUUAACAUGUUUCCACAUUGAAUAUACAGCAUAAUCACGUUAACAAAUAACGACGUGUCAAAAUUACAUCUCUUCAAGUGUUGUAAUCAUGAGAAAUAUACAGAGCUCAUAUAUUA